This is a messenger RNA of Perkinsus marinus ATCC 50983, 1020 nucleotides long. RefSeq names its product thiolproteinase SmTP1, putative. NCBI's taxonomy places the organism in Eukaryota, Perkinsozoa, Perkinsida, Perkinsidae. The record is from RefSeq and is a predicted model, not a curated record. Bases 1 to 1020 code for a protein of 339 amino acids. Gene Ontology annotation, molecular function: cysteine-type endopeptidase activity. Gene Ontology annotation, cellular component: lysosome. The transcript is spliced from 10 exons.
AUGCGCACUAUCGUCUCAUUCGUUCUCCUUUCAAUCCUACCUGCGUUCGAGUGCUUGAACGAGGGAACUGCGGACUUGGCUUUUACCGAUUUCCAGCAUAAGUUCGGUAAAAAAUACGAGUCUAAGGAGGAAGAAAUGAAAAGGAAUGCCAUCUUCCAAGCCAAUCUCCAUCACAUCGAGCAAGUCAACGCUCAGAAUCUGUCUUACACGCUGGGUGUCAACGAGUAUGCGGACCUCACACACGAGGAGUUCGUCGCCCAGAAGGUCGGUAUUUUAAAGAUGGAUGCGAGGAGGGAUGUUAAGUUUGAUGUUGAAGCUAAUGCCACAGAGCUCCCAACCGACGUGGAUUGGAGACAUGCAACUGGCGAUGUAUUAACCCCGAUUAAGAAUCAAGGAGCCUGUGGAAGCUGCUGGGCUUUCUCAACGACCGGUACUCUCGAGUCGCUGUAUGCCAUCGGCACGGGUCAGCUCCGGUCGCUCUCCGCGCAGCAGCUUGUCGAUUGCAGUAGAGGCUAUGGGACCGGUGGAUGUGCUGGAGGCUGGAUGUAUCAAGCUUUUGAUUAUGUAAAGGAUAAAGGGAUCGAUCUAGAGUCAACCUACCCUUAUGAAGGAAGUGACAAUACUUGCCAAAACUCCCUUGAGAAACGAUCCGACGGCAUAAAGGCCGGGGUUGUUACUGGCUGGUCCCAGCUAGAACGAACUGAGCAGGCUUUGAUGACGAAGAUAGUUAAAAGUCCAGUCUCCGUUGCCUUGUAUGCUUCGGAUCAUGAUUUCCAAUUUUACAGCGGUGGAGUAUACUCGUCUGAUAACUGUAAUCAUCAGAUUGAUCACGCUGUUGUGAUGAUUGGUUAUGGCAGCGUAUUUGGACGAGAUUAUUUCAUCGGCAGAAAUUCUUGGGGAACUUCCUGGGGUAUAGCUGGGUACUUUUACUUGAAGCGAGGAGUUUCCAGUUACGGUCAAUGCAACGUACUCGAGUACAUGUAUGUUCCGACUAUCAAGAUCCAUAAAAAAGCGUCUUGA